Molecule: messenger RNA, 5308 nt
Organism: Orcinus orca (killer whale)
Lineage: Eukaryota; Metazoa; Chordata; Mammalia; Artiodactyla; Delphinidae
Product: trophinin
Biological process (GO): negative regulation of transcription by RNA polymerase II
Cellular component (GO): nucleus
Source: RefSeq, a predicted model, not a curated record
AUGCGCGCUGAGCGCCUGCGGUUGCCCUCACGCCUCUGGUUGAUGUGCAUGCGCACUACCGAGUUGCGGGCCCUCUGGGAGCCUGGGCUUCACUUCCCUCCAGAUGUACAGCCUGAGACAACAGAAGAAGAUAGUGUCUUGCUGAUGCAUACCCUCUUGUCAUCAACCAAGGACCUACUAGCUAUGGACCCACCAGUUGCCAACCGGCCUAAGAAAAGCAAGACCAAGAAGGCCCCUAUUAAGGCUAUCACUAAGACAGUACGCACUGCCCCUCCAGUUCCAUCUGCCAAUGUGAUUACCACCAACAAGCCUAAAAUAACUUUUCUGGCUUUAAACCUGCCAAUCAUCCCCCAGAUCAACCAGGCUUCAGCUACCACUGAGGUAGCCAAUACUCAGGCUUCUUCAUUCACUGCUCAGCCUAAGAAAGCCAACAAGACAAAGAAAGUUACUGCUAAGGCAGCCCGAGGCUCCCAAUUUCCAACUGGCAGUGAGAGUGUUACUACACAGAUCAAGUUACCCUUGUAGGCCCUAAAUGUGCCAGUCAUCCCACAGACUAUCCAGGCUCCGAUUGCCACUGAGUCAGCCAAUUCUCAAGCCUUGUUAGCCUCCAUCAAGCCUAAGAAAGCUCACAAGGCUAAGAAGGCUAACAAUAAGGCCAUAACUAGUGCCACUGAGAUCUCACUGACUCCAUCCACCACCUACUCAGCUACCAUCCAAGGCCAAAUUACCUCCAUCCGAACUAAGAAAACCUCCAAAGCCAAGAAAGCAACUGUUAAGGACACAAAUACUGACACUGAACUCCUAGAGACCCCAGAUGCCACUGAGACAGCUACCAGGCAGAUUGAGGCCUCAGCAGCAGCUAUCUGGCCCAAAAAAUCCAAAGUCAAGAAGGCUGCCUAUAAGGGCCCAAAUUCUGCCUGUGAGCUCUCUGAGGCCCCACCUGCCGGUCAAAUGGUCACAAAACAAGCCCUAGCAGCCACCCUCCGGGUCAAGAGAAGGUACAGGGCUCAGAAGGUUGCCACUAAAGCCCGGACAACUGAAAGCCAGACUCAAAUUGACAAAGGGGCCCAGGCCAAGAUGACUACCCCUCAGAUCAAUAUAAGUGCCCUUGAGACUCAGGUUGUUGCUGCUGUCCAGGCCCUGGCAGAUGACUACCUGGCUCAGUUGAGUCUGGAGCCAACAACCAGGACCCGGGGCAAGAGGAACCGAAAGUCCAAGCAUCUGAACGGGGAUGAGAAAGGUGGUGGUAAUUAUAGGUGGAUUCCAUGGGGCCGGAGGCCUCCGCUAUCCUGAGAUGUGGCCAUUUUGCAAGAAAGGGCAAAUAAGUUUAUGAAAUACCUGUUGGUUAAGGACCAGACAAAGAUCCCCAUCAAGCGCUCAGACAUGCUGAAGGAUGUCAUCUAAGAAUAUGAUGAAUAUUUCCCAGAGAUCAUUGAACGAGCAAGCUAUGCUCUGGAGAAGAUGUUUCGAGUCAAUCUGAAGGAAAUUGAUAAACAAAGUAGCUUGUAUAUUCUCAUCAGCAUUCAGGAAUCCUCUGCAGGCAUCCUGGGAACGACCAAGGACACACCCAAAAUAGAUCUUCUCAUGGUGAUUCUGAGUGUCAUUUUUAUGAAUGGCAACAAGGCCAAUGAGGCUGUCAUCUGGGAGUUGCUGCCCAAGUUGGGGCUGCACCCUGGGGUAAGGCACUCGCUCUUUGGGGAAGUGAGGAAGCUCAUCACAGAUGAGUUUGUGAAGCAGAAGUACCUGGAAUACAAGAGGGUCCCCAACAGCAGACCACCUGAAUAUGAGUUCUUCUGGGGCUUGUGCUCCUACCAUGAGACUAGCAAGAUGAAAGUUCUCAAGUUUGCAUGCAAGGUGCAGAAGAAAGACCCCAAGGACUGGGCCGUGCAGUACCGGGAGGCAGUGGAGAUGGAAGUCCAAGCUGCAGCUGUGGCUGUAGCUGAGGCUGAGGCCAGGGCUGAGGCAAGAGCCCAAAUGGGGAUUGGAGAGGAAGCUGUGGCUGGGCCCUGGAAUUGGGAUGACAUGGAUAUCAACUGCCUAACAAGAGAAGAGUUAGGUAAUGAUGCUCAGGCCUGGGGCAGAUUUUCACUUGAAAUUGAGGCCAGAGCCCAAGAAAAUGCAAAUGCCAGCACCAACAUUGACUUCAGCAGAGGAUCUAGCACCAGGGCUAGCUAUAGCGAUGGUGCUAGUACUAGCUUCAGUGGUGUCCCCAGCCCCAGUAAUGUCUUUGGUGACAGGGCUGGCAUUAGCUUUGGUGGCACAUGCAGCACCAGUGCCAGCUUCAGCAGUGUAGCCAGCAUUAGCUUUGGUGGACCUUGCACCAGUACCAACUUCAGUGGUGGGGUCAGCUCUAGUUUCAGUGGCCCACUCAACACCAGUACAAGUUUCAGUGGUGGAGCCAGCUCUGGUUUUGGAGGCAUACUCAGUACCCCUGCUGGCUUCAGUGAUGCACUCAGUAUGAGCACCAGCUUUGGCAGUACACUCGGCACCAGUGCAGUCUUUAGUGGUGCACUUAGCACCAGCACUGGCUUUGGUGGCACACUCAGCACUAGUGUCUACUUUGGUGGCUCUCCCAGUUCCAGUGCCAGAUUUGGUGGCAAACUCAGUACCAGUAUCUGCUUUGGUGGCUUUCCUAGCACCAGCACUGGUUUUGAUGGUGUACUCAGUACCAGUGCUGGUUUAGCUGGUGUACCAUCUUUCAGCAAUAGCACUGACUUUGGUGGUACACCAAGCACCAGCUUCUGCUUUGGUGAUUCUCCCAGCACUAGUGCCAGCUUUGGUGGUACACUCAGCACCAGUCUUGGCUUAGGUGGUGCACUCAACACCAGUGCUGGUUUUAGCAGUGCUGUCAGCAUUAGCAUUGCCUUCAACAGUGCACCCAGUGCCAACUCUGGCUUUGGCAGUGUGUUCAGCACCAGUACUGACUUCAGUGGGGCACCUAACACCACUACUGACUUUGGCAGUGCUCCCAGUACCAGCAUUAGCUUUGGUGGAGCCCCCAGCACCAGAUUCUGCUUUGGCAGUGUGUCUAACACCAACCUAUGUUUUGGUGGCCCUCCUAGUACAAGCACCUGCUUUAGUGGUCCUACCAGUGCCAGUUUUGGUGAUGGACUCAGCACCAGUGCUGGUUUCAGCUUUUGUGAUGGGUUAAGCACCAGCACUGGAUUUGGUGGUGGACUGAGCACCAACUCUGGCUUUGGUGGUGGACUGAUCUCCAGUGAUAUCUUUGGUGGUGGGCUGGGCACCAAUGCUGGUUUUGGCAGCACACUUGGCACCAGUGCUGACUUUAGUAGUGGCCUCAGCAUCAGUGAUGGCUUUGGCGGUGGGCCUAAUACCAGCUUCGAUGGAAGACUGAGCACCAUCAUUGGCUUUGCCAGUGGUUCCAACACCAGCACUGGCUUUAUUGGUAGACCCACUUCCAUUGUUGGCUUUGGCAGUGGACUGAGCACCGAUGCUGACUUCAACGGUGGACCAAGCAGUAGUGCUGGCUAUGGCAGUGGACCGAGCAAUGCUGCUGGCUUUAGUGGUGGAGCCACCAGCCUUGGUGCCUGUAGCUUCUCCUAUGGCUAGUGAGGUUUCAGGUAAUUACAACAUUUCCACAGCCAAGGCCGAUGGGGAUGGGUAUAAGAGCUGGGAGAUGUUAUAAGAAACCCCAAGGUGGGAGGGCAGGGUGGGGAGAUGAGCACAAUGAAGGAAGUAUGAGAAAAUAGUACAUUUGGUGCUAAAAUGUGUUUCUGUUUGGUGUUUUGUUUUCAGAUUUAUAUCGCAUGUUUACAGAUACCGCUAAUGAAUUGCAGCAGUCCUUCCCAUGGAGCCAAGGUACAUCCUUGGAAUCUUUGUCCACGUAGCAAUCUAAGCAGAUAUUACCAAUCAGCUGAGGGUGACAUACUAUGAAAAAAUCUGUUUGCCAAUCCUGCUUUGUUGUUUGCUUUCUGUGUCUUGUCAUAUUUGAUAUGAGUUACAUUAAAUUUGAAAAAUGAAUUGCAGUUUGUCCUGUCUUUUAAUGUGCCUAAGUUGUUGUGAGUGACAUUUUGGGUUCAUAUAAGAGAGAUAAGCAUAGCUCUUUGGGGAAGGUGGGCUCCAGCUUUAGGCUAAAAGGCAAGUAUGACUUCAGUGGGGUAGAGAUGUGGGGAAAGCAUAGCAGGCAAGCGGAUAAUACCUUAAGUCAAGAUCUAGAAGGAGAAAGCCUGGAACAGAAGGCAAAGGGAGAGGGUUCUGGAGAGUAAGUAUAGAUUCAUUUUGAGAUAUUUGUGUAAGAAUGGGAGGGAUAUAGAGGGACGUAACUAAAGGUGGACAUGGGAACAAGGGAGGACUUUUUUGGGAUAGGAGAGAGACCUGAACAUGUUGCAUAGACAGUGGGGGCAAAAGCCAAUAGAGAAGGACAGGAUAUAGAUAUGGAAUAGUCAGGAACUGACAGAAUCAACCCAUCCUUGGGGAGGUGGGAUGGAUAGAAUACCAGAGAAUAGAGGGUGACCCUGACUUUGAACAGGAUUUAAGGGUGGCUCUAGAAGGAGAUAAAUGUAGAUUUGCUUCAAGCAGUGAUCCCAAUAAAAAAAGUGAUGUGGAUCAUACAAGGUUUGUGUCUUGCUGGUGGUUGUGAUGGAAGGACAAACAAAGUCAGGGGGUGUAUGCAUCUGUCUCUUCGCAACUGGGUUGCUGCUAUCUGCCCACAGUAGCUGCAUGGAGAUUGGCUGAAGAAAUAGAAUGUAGGAUGCAAGCUGGCCAGGUAUGGAAGAACAGUGAAGAGGAAGAGGACUGGUGGAUUGGGAGAUAAUGGAGGAAUCAAAGGACUAUACUCUUGAUGCAGUACAAGAACAAGUAUUGUUCAUUCAAGAAAUACUACAUACAUGCCUGCUGUGUGGGAGGCAUGCUGCUAGGGAUCCUGUGGAUGACACAGAGUUUUAAGGACCAGGGGGCCAGUGGUCAGAUAGUGGGAUGCUUGUAUUUAAGAAGUCAGACUGUAGAGAAGUCUAGAUGAUGCCAACCAAGCAGUGAGUGGCUGAAGGGAAGAUGCUCACUGAAGUUGAGGGGGCAGGACACUAGGAGACCAGGGUAUUGUCUGAAUCAUUUAUAUGGACAGUGAAAUAACUCAGGAUGGCAACAAGAGUUGGAGAAGGAAGGAGAACUGUGGUCUGAGUGCAGAUUCUUCUUUGAAUGUAGGGAUGAAGGUGUCAUGUUCCCAGCCAUGUUGCCCACGAAGAAACAAGGCCAUAAGCACUCACAUGAACCUAUCUCCACCCUCACAUUUGGAGGUACUACUCCAAAGUCCUUCUUUCCAGGUAGUUCUCACCCAGUCCAUACCCCAACA